GUCCGGUGAGAACCCGGCGUGCUCCGUCCCGGCUUUGUAGGGAUGCGAGGUCAAUGGUCUAACGACUACGGCCGCCCUCCAACUCUAGGGGAACCGGUUUGGGUGGAGACCGUCCUACGGAGUCACGAGGCCUCCGUCGUCGACGACCUCUCGGCCGCUUUCGAGCUAGCAGAGACAGGGGUCAGCGCCAGUGGGGUUGCUGGACGGAGAGAGGAGAUGACCGUGAGGGGCGGUGGGGGCCGUGGCGGCGGUAACGGUGCCUUGCUCGUUCACGGCCCUUCGGGGGUGGGAAAGACUCGCCUGGUUGAAGCGCUUGCGGCACGUCUUGGCUGUCGUCUUGUCAAGCUUUCUCCGGGAAGACUGGCCGCCAUCGGGGGGGUGCACGCCGACCGGGUCUUGUCGGAGGCGUUUCAAUACUGCCGCCGGUGCGUAUCACACAGGGUGGUACUCCUCCUCGACUCCAUCGACAGGCUCACGCCGGCGGCUCGGGGCAAUGUGGGUGCUUCCCGCGGCGAGGUGGACGCCGGCCUGCUGAACGCCUUCGUGCUUGCGGUGGAGCAGGGACGGCGGGAUCCCCGCUGCCGAGGUCGCGUGGCCGUGGUGGGAGUGACGUCGUGGCCGGAUCAGCGCAGCCAGCCUCUGCGCGCCAGGAUCUUGAGCCGCGCUCUGCUGCACACGGGCAAGUGGGAAGAAGCAAGCGCGGACGAGGGGGGAAUAUCCCCAGCAACGAGUGCACAGCAGGUUCGACAGCGUGUUGCUGCCGGAAGAGGAGGGGCUGGCGGAGGCGGGGGUGGCUCGGCGUCCGUCGCCGGGGUACCGCGUGUGCGAUGGUCAGAGGUCGGUGGACUCGAGCGCGCCAAGCGCGCCGUGCAAGAGAUGGUGGUGUGGCCCGCACGGUUCCCGGAGGCGUUUUCUCGGAUGGGAAUAACGCCGGCGUCUGGGGUGCUCCUGUUUGGACCUCCAGGAACCGGGAAGACGCUGCUUGCCAAGGCCGCGGCUACCGAGACGGGGGCGACCUUCAUCGAGCUCAAGGUUUCCGACGUGGUCCGCGGAGAGAUCGGCGAGAGCGAGAAGGCCGUCGACCAGGCGUUUCGCACGGCGCGAGAGCUAGCACCGUCCAUCGUGUUCAUCGACGAGUUUCAGGCGCUCUUCGCUUCCAGAGAGGCGGGGGGGGGGACAGGUUCGCGCCUCGCGUCCCAGCUGCUCGUGUGCAUGGACGAGCUGGCUCGCUGGAGAGCCGCCGCUAGACGGAGCGUGGCUGACACCGCCGAUGGAAAAGACAGCGCCGGCGACAACGACGGCCCCGCGCCGGUGGCACAAGGAGGCGGGGGAGGGGGUGGGGGAGGCAGCGCGAACGUUAUGGUGCUGGCUGCCACUAAUGCCCCGGAGGCGGUCGACGCCGCGUUCUUGCGGCCGGGCCGUUUCGACGAGAUCGUGUACGCAGGUCUCCCCGACGCCGACGGAAGGCGGCAGAUUCUGCGGGCCUCCAAGUCCCGAAUGGAAGGCCUGUCGACAACGGCAGCUGCUGCAACAGGCACUUCGACGGCAACGGCCGCAGCGGUGCCAACCAAAGACGGACGAGGGAGCGGAUCACCGGUCCACCCCGACAGGAGCAGCAGCACCGGUGGUAGUGGGAGUCGUCCCGUCGGGGGCGGGAGCCGGGGCGGGAGGUGGGCGAGCGACGUGGACUUGCUGUGGCUGUCGCGGCAGACCAAGGGCUACAGCGGGGCCGACCUGUCCAGCCUGGUCAGGAACGCAGCAAUGGUCGCCCUUCGUGAGGAAGGCGGGGGGGGGGGGCGGGGCGGGAGGAGGGGCGCCUUGAGCUCGUUUGUCGGCGGCGGUAGGGGGACUGGUAGAAAGGAGGGGGUGUUGAUCAUAACGCGAAAGCAUUUCGAGGCAGCGCUGGCGAGCACCCAGCCUUCGUCUGGGACGGAAACGGAGGCGAAGCACGAGAGAUGGGCGCGGCAGUGGCACGUUGGGUCAUGA
Ectocarpus siliculosus is the source of this 1986-nucleotide messenger RNA. The record is from the annotation of a GenBank genome assembly. NCBI's taxonomy places the organism in Eukaryota, Phaeophyceae, Ectocarpales, Ectocarpaceae.